Eruca vesicaria subsp. sativa (arugula) is the source of this 774-nucleotide messenger RNA. The record is from the annotation of a GenBank genome assembly. NCBI's taxonomy places the organism in Eukaryota, Viridiplantae, Streptophyta, Magnoliopsida, Brassicales, Brassicaceae.
AUGCAGUUUCAUGACUGCUUUGUUAGGGGUUGUGAUGCUUCCCUCUUGAUCGACCCAAGACCCGGAAGGCCAUCAGAGAAAAGCACAGGACCAAAUGCAAGUGUGAGAGGUUACGAGAUCAUUGAUGAGGCCAAGAGACUGCUCGAGGUUGCGUGCCCCCGAACAGUCUCAUGCGCAGACAUUGUAACUCUAGCCACCAGAGACUCGGUCGCAUUGGCUGGUGGUCCAAGGUUUUCAGUACCAACAGGAAGACGUGAUGGAUUGAGGUCAAGCCCCAAUGAUGUGAACUUGCCCGGACCAACAAUUCCCGUGGCCGCAUCCAUCCAAGCAUUUGCAGCUCAAGGCAUGAAUGUGAACGAUAUGGUUACACUUAUUGGUGGUGGCCACAGCGUUGGUGCUAUUCAUUGCAGUCUUUUCCAGGAUAGACUUAAUGACCCUGCCAUGGACCGCACAUUGAAUGCUAGGUACGUGUGUUUGUUGAGGAACACAUGCCGUUCUCCAAAUGACCCAUCGGUCUUGGACCAAAGGACUCCAUUCGUCGUGGAUAACGCAAUCUACGGAGAGAUACGAAGGCAAAGAGGAGUCAUGAGGAUUGAUCAAAACUUGGGUCUUGAUAGGUCAACCCGUGGAAUUGUGUCGAGCUUUGCACAAAGCAAUCCACUCUUUAGAAAGAGAUUUGCUGAAGCAAUGGUGAAAAUGGGCAGAAUUAGGGUUCUUACCGGACGUGCUGGAGAGAUCAGGAGAAACUGCAGAGUCUUCAACAACGGACGUUGA